AUGUUACCCUCACAACUGAUGUAUGCUAAUUUCGAAAAUGGAGAGAAGUAUUGUAUGCUUCAUGUAAAACAGGUGAACAACGGGAAAAUAAAGAAUGCGGAGAGUACAUUAAAAUGGUUACUGAAGAGUGAUGUGACCUUGGCCAACAGAAUUAUACAUGCAUAUUGUUACACAUAUACAAAGGAGAAGAGUGGGCAGCCGUAUUAUGAUCCCUGCAAAUGUCUGUACUAUUGGAUAGGUGACAAAAUAAUUGGAAAAUUCAAUGAUUCUUAUAUAUUUGUGAGUAGAAUGAAGGCAAUUUACCAGGAACUGCAGAAAUUGGGGCUCCCAUCUCAGUGCAACAAUAUAUACCCUGAUAUGAGCUCGUACAUUUUCUCUGAAAGGAAAAAAAUAUUCAAUUAUAACUAUAACUAUCAGGAACUGAUGAAACAACCGGGGAAUAAUAAAUAUAUCUGUACUACGCAAAUUGAACAAUGCCAGAAGGAUGCUAAGGGAGCAUAUGACAGUUUAAUUAGUAUUUGUAAUGAUGACCAUGAGUCAUAUUGCAUAGAUUUUAAGACGUCUGGUAGAAAAGGGAAGAGUCAAGUGGUAUCAGAAUUAAAAUGCGAAAAAGUGCGUGGAGCAGAUUUUGCAACAAAUGAAAGAAGUGAAGAUACCACAGAUAAGCACUCACAAGAGAAGGUAUUUCUAGCCAAGGAAAGAAAGCAGAAGGUGCUCAAAGUCAAGAUAAGCAAGCGGAACGUGUAA
Molecule: messenger RNA, 747 nt
Organism: Plasmodium cynomolgi strain B
Lineage: Eukaryota; Apicomplexa; Aconoidasida; Haemosporida; Plasmodiidae
Exons: 2
Coding region: 1-747 (248 amino acids)
Source: RefSeq, a predicted model, not a curated record